Messenger RNA from Salvelinus fontinalis (brook trout), 1514 nucleotides. RefSeq names its product FtsJ RNA 2'-O-methyltransferase 1 (gene ftsj1). Lineage: Eukaryota; Metazoa; Chordata; Actinopteri; Salmoniformes; Salmonidae. Gene Ontology annotation, cellular component: cytoplasm. The record is from RefSeq and is a predicted model, not a curated record. Gene Ontology annotation, molecular function: tRNA methyltransferase activity. The coding region runs from base 35 to 1051 and encodes 338 amino acids. Gene Ontology annotation, biological process: tRNA methylation; cytoplasmic translation. The transcript has 11 exons.
CUUAGAAUUUUGUACAGGCGUUAACGAGGCAACUAUGUUGGGUCCUUACAGCGUCAAUAUUUACGUGAGUAAAGCACAGCGAGGAAGUAAAAGUGUGAAGAUGGGCCGCUCCUCCAAAGACAAACGGGAUAUCUACUACCGUCUUGCCAAGGAGGAGGGCUGGAGGGCCAGGAGCGCCUUCAAACUACUGCAGCUGGAUGAGGAGUUUGGCCUGUUCAAAGGUGUAAAAAGGGCAGUCGACCUCUGUGCUGCCCCAGGCAGCUGGAGCCAGGUCCUGAGCCGUAAACUCAGAGGAAAGGAGGAGAAGAGUGAGGAGGUAAAAAUAGUGGCAGUGGACCUGCAGGCCAUGGCUCCUCUCCCUGGGGUGACACAGAUCCAGGGGGACAUCACUAAGAUCUCCACUGCCCUGGAGAUAAUCAGGCAUUUUGAAGGACAGCCUGCAGACCUGGUAGUGUGUGAUGGAGCCCCAGAUGUGACAGGACUCCAUGAUGUGGAUGAGUACAUCCAAGCUCAGCUCCUAUUGGCUGCCCUAAACAUUACAACACACGUCCUGAAACCUGGAGGAACGUUUGUUGCAAAGAUAUUCCGGGGGAAGGACGUGACCCUCCUGUACUCCCAGCUUAAGAUAUUCUUCAGUAGUGUGACCUGUGCCAAGCCCCGGAGCAGCAGGAACUCGAGCAUAGAGGCAUUUGUGAUGUGUCAGAAUUACUCUCCUCCAGUAGGAUAUGUGCCCAACAUGUCCAAUCCUCUACUGGAUCACUCAUAUGAUGUCGAUUUUAACCAGCUGGAGGGACCAAACAGAAUCAUAGUUCCUUUCUUGGCCUGUGGAGACCUGAGUGCCUUUGACUCGGACCGGACCUACCCUCUCCAGUUGGAUGCCAGCAAGGAAUACAAGUACACGCCCCCCACCCAGCCCCCCAUUCGCCCACCCUACCAGCAGGCCUGUCAACUACGCAAGAACAACCUAUUGGCCAAGGAGGACUCCCCCUCUCUUCCAUUGGAUGAAGCCCUUUCAAAUAUGGACAUUUCAACCAGUCAGGAAGAGUCAUAGUGUGUUCAGUUUAUUAAACGUUUUGCUACGUUGUGUGGCGGUUUGUACUGAAAGACACGUUUACCCACAACGGAGCGCACAGUGCUUCAACGGUCUUUGUGGUAUGUUUGCUCCCAUUUGGUGGGAGGGUUGUGGCCUGAUUUUAAUAUGGUUAUGACCAUUUGUAAUCUCAAAACUUGGGGUUCUCAAAGUAAUGUUUUAUUCACCUCAAACAGCAAGCAAACAAAGUCUGUUUUUACAUCCAUUGAGAAUUACAAUAGUUCCACCAACCCUCCCACCAAAUGGGCUGAAUGUGGCAAUAGUUGGUUAUUUGGUUCAGAAAAGCCUUGAAUGCAUAAAGACUAUAGAUAAUUUUUGCCACAUGUUUUACCAAUCAAUUUCAAUUGUCAUGUUGUACCGUUAUUGUGUUUUUAUUUUGUAUUUUCUGUUUUUACUUCUAAAAUAAAUAACAUUUACUCCAGCA